ACAUUCAUAUGAGGAGUGCUUAUGAACCGCGAAAAUGUUAGUGUGUUCUUUCUAUGUGUGAAUGAAAUUGGUAAAUGGGACAAACAUUUUUUUUUUCUCUUGUCCAACCAAUAAAGCCAAAAGUCAAAAAGUCGAUAAAGUGCUUAAUAAAUAUUCAAGUGUUUGAACUAAAUUAUUGUAUGGUCCGGUUUUUCUCAAAGUACAUUGCAUAAAAUUGUGUUAGCUGUUAGAUUGCUUUAGUGGCUUUGUGGCUUUGCAUACACAAUAGCGUAACCAUUACGUCAUUCUUCUAACGAACAACACACAACAAUAUACAUAUGACGAAAAGUAAAUAAAAGGUGCACAGCACGUAUAUACUAGCACUUUGUGUGUCUUAGUGUGUGAAGUAUUCGAGAAAACGCGCAAUAGUUUCAAGAGGCAAAACGCGAAUGCACUACCGAAAAUAAUUUCGUCUUCAUCGUUUGAACAAAUGAAUUUGAUUCAGUUUUUCCGCUCCGUGCUUCCAAGUGAUAAAUUAAUCGAAGUGCAUUUCGGGUAAAUACCGCAAAUAGUAAACAAGAUGAGUCAACCGAAUAAUCCUAUCGCCUACAAUGCAUGCAAUGAGUGGUCAAAAUUCAAAGAGAACGAUACGAAUUUAGCGGAAAAAUUAGAACAAUUGAAUAAAGUACGAGAGAGUAUUUUCAGUCAAAGUGGAUGGAGCAGCAAAAAUGUGAAUCAAUCGUCAAAGUGGCUCGUCGAUCUAGAAAAUGAUCACAACAUCCAAAAAUAUAAUCCUGAGAUUGGAACUAAUGCCUGGCGUGCCAAACAAGAGACUGAAAAUCCAUGCUCAAUUGUGCCAGAUUCAGCCGUAUUCAAUUUAGAAAAUGUGAAUCGUCCUGCGGAAUGCCAAUUUCCUGCGUCCUCUAGUCAUAUAAAUCAAUUUGAUGCCAAUGUUUUCCGUGAAUAUGAGCAUGAUACGCAAUCCAUUGAUAAAAGUGAUGAGGACCCAAACUUGACUCUCCAUUUACGGCUGCAAACCUUGAAUAUCAACGUUGAUGAAAGUAGGGUUCACCCUCGGAAUAGUACAAAUAAUUUUUGCCAAAUUGCAAACAAACAACCUCAAAUAGACUUAAUGUUAAAUUAAUAUUCAAAGUGUUCAUCAAAAACAAGAUUGUUCCUAACGUUUAGAAUCAAUAAAAAAAAAUCACACAUCUGAAAUGUAGUUUUUGUUCGACAGAUGGCAGCACAUAGAAGAGACCGCUUAUCGGAAGGGAUUAAAAAAGAACUUUGAGAACUGUCAUCGCGACAAGCUAGCUGCAUCAAAGUCAUUGUUGAUUUAUUUACAAUUUGAUCAAUUGUUUUUCAUUUAUUGAGUGAAUUUUCACACAAAAUUAUCAAAACAAUUUGUGUUAACGAAAUAUAUCAAACGUGUUCGUUGGUUUUCAGUGAAUUGCAACACUUCUUCUACAGAAGAGUAUCGCUCAAAUGAAUGCGAUUAGCCUUUAUGUUUCGGCGUCUCGUUUGCUGUUCAAUCAGUCCGAUACGGAGAGUCCAAACUAUUCGGAUCUGUAUCGAUUGAUUCCAUAUUUACGCCAAUCUCUAACGUGUACAGUGUGUGGAAAUCUACUAGUUGAGCCAUAUACAGCGGAGAAUUCAAUUUGUCAACAUCAUGUAUGUCGCACAUGCAUUGGAGGGAGGAAAAAUUUAAAACCCACAUGUUCGUCCUGCAAAAAUUAUCAUAACUACCAUGCAAAUACUCAGCUACGCAUUUUGCUUCAAUGCUACAAGAGUUUAUGUAAUUAUAUACUUGCCACUCCUAGUGUUUAUGGAUCCAUGCACAAAUAUGUUCAUGUUGAUGCAUUUUCGAAUGGAAAUAAUGACGCUCACAAUUUAUCACAACUUAUUGAUGAGGGUGCACAGUUCCACGAUGAAUACAAAAGUAAUUCGGGUUUACCGAAAUCAAAAAUUUCCAUAUUGCCAUGCAUAUUCACAACCACAUCGUCGGUGUCAACUAGUCUUGCUAAUCAAAGCAGUACCGCAACUGUUAUGACCAAUAAUAAAACGACGUUCAAUUCAACAACAACGGUAGAGGCUCCAUUAAUCCAUGCGCCAUCAAAUCAACUGAACUGUACAACUUCGCUAUCAUCGUCAUCCAAGGCAAAAGAUUCCGGAUUGCCUGUAAUGACAACGGCAAACCUCACUAAAUCCACACCAAUCAGAACUGUAUCGAAUGGUACUGCACUUUAUUCGGUUCUCUAUACCGGAACAGGGAAUAAGAUUACAAUCAAACGAAAAACUGAUGACAACCACAUAUUCACCACCGCCAAUACGAUGAGCACAAAAGAUGUGUUGAAUAUAUUGAGCCGAAAUCCCGCAAAAAUCACACAGCAUCCACAAAUUCAACAUAUUCAUACACAAAAACCAAUUAAGCCAAUAGUACCUCAUCCACAAUUAAUUCAAACUCAACAACAACUACAAUCACAGUUGCAGCCACAAGUGUCGGGUCUUGUUACUACUCAGUCAUCCAAUUUUAAGAAACCAGCAAUUAAAACACUCCAGAAGCGUAAAGGAUGCCGUUGUGGUAACGCCACUCCAACACCCGGGAAACUAACAUGCUGCGGUCAACGAUGUCCGUGUUAUGUUGAAUCAAAAAGUUGCAUCGACUGCAAAUGUCGUGGUUGCAGAAAUCCGCACCGUAUCGAUGGCCUCAAAGUUAGGCCACAAAUUCCGCUUCCCCAAUUGACAACCUGCUUAGUACAAAUGAACAAUCAAACUUUCGAGAAAAAUUAUGUCGAUAUGCCGAUAGAAUCAUUUAAUAACAGCAACUUAGAACCAAAAAUAAAGCAAGAAAUAAUGUCGGUUCCGAAUAUGAUCGCAGGAAGUAGUCGGCAAAUGUUGUCGUCGACAAUGAACUCACAGCUAGAACUCUCCAGAGCAAACGAUGCUAUCGAGUACAUCUCAAACGACCUAGAUGAUGACAACAUUCAGGUGGUAAAUGUGUAUACCACGACACACAUGCCCGAGAUCAGUACAACUUUGCCAACAAUUAUUAUGCAGGAUGAAGCGUCUAUUCUCAAUAAUUCAGCGCCGACAGCAGAUUUGGCCUUACACUCGUUGCCUUCGGAUUCAUACUCUCUCAUUGGCGAGGAUUUAAUAAAGCAUUCAUUUUCGGAUGACAGUUCGUCAGGCGAUCAGAGUGAUGUUGAAAUUGAUUUAUAGACAAGAUGCAGUAUGCAGUUUGACUUCAACAUUCUUUUUUAAAACAAUUGUUUUUAAUGGAACAACAUACAUGUAUUAUGAUACAUACAUGACCAACUUAAAGAAAAGAAAAGAAAAUUGUUAGCUUUCUAAGUUUGAAUAAAAAAAAGUUCGAUUUACAUUUAAA
This is a messenger RNA of Sitodiplosis mosellana (orange wheat blossom midge), 3364 nucleotides long. RefSeq names its product E3 ubiquitin-protein ligase MSL2 (gene msl-2). NCBI's taxonomy places the organism in Eukaryota, Metazoa, Arthropoda, Insecta, Diptera, Cecidomyiidae. The coding region runs from base 1465 to 3198 and encodes 577 amino acids. The record is from RefSeq and is a predicted model, not a curated record. Gene Ontology annotation, cellular component: MSL complex. Gene Ontology annotation, molecular function: ubiquitin protein ligase activity. The transcript has 5 exons.